This is a messenger RNA of Mauremys reevesii (Reeves's turtle), 1236 nucleotides long. RefSeq names its product small nuclear ribonucleoprotein U11/U12 subunit 25 (gene SNRNP25). NCBI's taxonomy places the organism in Eukaryota, Metazoa, Chordata, Testudines, Geoemydidae. Gene Ontology annotation, biological process: mRNA splicing, via spliceosome. The transcript has 6 exons. Gene Ontology annotation, cellular component: U12-type spliceosomal complex. Bases 27 to 470 code for a protein of 147 amino acids. The record is from RefSeq and is a predicted model, not a curated record.
UCCUGGCGAGUCGCGCGUGCGGGCUGAUGGCGGAGCCGGGCCCCGAGGAGGAGGAGCUGGCGCACGCCGAGGUGCUCGAGCUGUUCCAGGAGGGGCUGGCCCGCCUCGUGCAGGACCCGCUGCUCUGCGACCUCCCCGUGCAGGUCACUGUGGAGGAAAUCAAUUCUCAGAUUGCGCUGGAGUAUGGCCAAGCCAUGACGGUGCGGGUGUGCAAGGCGGAUGAAGAAGUUAUGCCUGUAGUAGUGGUACAGAAUGCCAGUGUCCUGGACCUGAAGAAAGCUAUCCAGCGAUAUGUUCAGCUGAAGCAGGAGCGGGAAGGGGGCAUACAGCACAUUAGCUGGACGUACGUAUGGAGAACAUAUCACUUAACCUUUGCUGGAGAGAAAAUGACAGAUGACAAAAAGAAGCUGCGAGAGUACGGCAUCAGAAAUCGUGAUGAGGUCUGCUUUAUAAAGAAGCUUCGAAAGUGACCUGUAAGCUCCAGUUUUUCUGCCUGAAAAGGACUAAGUCCAGGUUGUUACUGGAGCAGGACCAGCCUGCAGAUUCAGCAUCUUUCCAGAAGAGAAACUUGUGGCAUUUCAAAGAGCAAAUGCAGGAGGCAAUGAAAAUUCUCUGGUAGGUUAGUGUUUGAAUGUGGUGUUCGCUUUUGCUGUGCCCUGGCUCUGAAGGACAAAUGGUGCAUUUUGAUGCUUCUCAGAGCCCUCUGAAGUUCUGUCUGCUGGAACUUGAUGCCACCAUAGGCACAACCACAAAUAAAGGACUAAGCCUAAUAAUUUAUGCAGCUGUCUUGACCAGACUUUGGUCAUGAGGAAACACACUGAAGAAAUCCAGACCACAGAGAGGCUAUAUUGAUCUUGAGCUACUGCUAGCUUAAAAAAUGGAUAUGGUGAAAUUGGAUAUUGUCUCUUAAGAAGCCAUAAACAGUGGCAUGAGGCCUUGAGCCCAGAAGAUGGGAAUCAGACCAACAGCAGCUAGAGAGCACGCAUGUAGUGAGAGGACUGGCCUGUAUGGAAAACCAAGGCUUUUGUUGCUUUUGUCCUGCCCUACCUCAAGGAGCUUGCUCCCUUAGUGAGAUAGGCAGGAUGUGAUGGCCUCGGAACAAGGAACUGGCAUCUAUAAAAGAAGAUGAGGCAGCAGUUCCAUGUUGCAGAAUGCCAGCCUGUGUGUGUUUAUUAAAUGUAAUUUAUUUAAAGAUGGUGUGAUGGGUUUGAAGGAAGUGGAAGGCAUAUAGGAGCA